This is a messenger RNA of Zasmidium cellare ATCC 36951, 1998 nucleotides long. RefSeq lists its product as uncharacterized. Gene Ontology annotation, cellular component: nuclear pre-replicative complex; nuclear origin of replication recognition complex; DNA replication preinitiation complex. The coding region runs from base 1 to 1998 and encodes 665 amino acids. Gene Ontology annotation, molecular function: DNA replication origin binding. Gene Ontology annotation, biological process: DNA replication initiation; DNA replication. Lineage: Eukaryota; Fungi; Ascomycota; Dothideomycetes; Mycosphaerellales; Mycosphaerellaceae. The record is from RefSeq and is a predicted model, not a curated record. The transcript has a single exon.
AUGGAGUAUGAAAAAUGUUACGUCUUCAAACCAGAUGACCCUCAACCCGCAAAACGAAGGCGAACCGAACCGCAAGGCCUGCAAUCCUCGUGGAAUCUGCGCAAGAAAGCAUACCAAGACACAUGGAAAGCCCAGCAAGACCGGAUAGACGAACGACUAAGAACCAUCAAUGCGGCAACAAUCAACAACAUCGUCGGAUUCCUCGAAGAUGUCGCUGUCGAUGCGCCGAAGGAGCGUAUACCGACUGGCCUCAUCAUCGCUGGCCCAAACUCCGCACUGCGAACUUCCAUCGCAGCACAAAUCUCAUCCCAGAGCAACACUGAUCGACGGCGGUCGUACACCCAAAUUUCUUCCUCCUCGGGCUCCAAUCUCAAAAGCUUACUGAAGACCAUCAUUCAAAAGGUCACCUCGAGAACGGUCGAGGAUGACGAGGAUGAACUGGAAGAGCAGCCAGCGUCUCGCAAGGGCGGCCCCAAACUGCUGAAUUAUGACUUGGAACUACUACACCUGUAUGUCCAGGAGCGGCGAAUUGAGCAAGUUGUCAUCGCCAUCGAAGACCCGGAGGCCUGCGAUGGGGGACUGCUGUCCGAGCUCGUUGAGCUAUUCAGCUACUGGCAGGACCGUAUCCCGUUCGUCUUGCUCUUCAACAUCGCGACCUCUGUCGAAUUCUUACAACAAAGACUGUCGAAAACGGCGAUCAAGCACCUCGAUGGUCGGGUGUUCGAUGCUGCUGUGUCCGCGGACGAAGUCGAGCAAGUUUUCGAUUCUCUUACCACACCGGAGGCAUCGCUGUGGAUUGGAUCUAAUCUGGCGACCAUGAUACUAGAUCGACAGAGCGACUAUAUCCAGGGCAUUGAGAGCUUGGUACAGGCUGCACGAUAUGCGUACAUGUCACACUUCUAUGCCAAUGCUGUCAGCAUCUUUCUAUCACCCUCGCUGGAAUUGGAGGAUGUGACAGCACAGCACUUAGAAGCAGUGAGGAAUCUACCAUCCUUUCGCAAUCUCGCAAGACAAAUACUGGAUGAAGGAGAUUCUGGACGUCUGCGAGAUCUGCUCGACAAUGACGAGGAGCUAUUUGAUUUCGCCAAAGCCCGUGUGCAGGAGGGGAAACAGGGGUUGGCAAAAAUACUCGAAGCUACAGAAGUUGUGCGCUGCCUGCAAACCACGCUGCCAAACGCAACAGCCUCGUCCCAGCCAAGGAUGUACGUGCAGGCCAUGUCUGGUAAACUAGCAGGGUCGCCGAUGCUCAGAACGCUGCUCCUUUCACUUCGAAAAGCCCCUUCGGAUACUGCGAUCGGCGUUGUGAACUAUUUGUUAGAGAGAAAUAAGCCAGAAGACUUGACCGAGCAGAUCUCACCUAUUGCAACUGAGCUGGAAGCGCUCAUCCAGAACCAAGACGACACGGCGCAACCCCUACGAAGUGAAGAGGAUGUCAAGAAUUCCACCCUGAGGACCACAGUCAUCGCUCAAAAGGUCGAGCUCAGUAAACAAAAGUCGACGCUCUCAAAGCAGGAUGCAGCUUACACUACGAUCAUUCGACGUCUUUCGGAUGUGCUGGAAACCUACCUCACAGAGAAGCUGGUCAAUCCUAAAGAUCUCGCCUUUCACGAGAUCUUCAUGUACGACCUGAAAUCACCGUUCCGGGAAGUGUUCACGCCUAGACCACGGCAUGCAGUCGAGCGGGCUCUUGCAGCGCCGCACGACUAUCUCGACUGCGAUUGUUGCGGACCAGAUCAGGGUGAAGGGGAUGAUGUAACGCUGGCAUCUUCUCAGCCGAGCACUGCGGUCUUGUACCAGCUAUACCUGGAAUCCGGGAAUCUGAUCAAUGCAAGCGACCUCUGGCAGGCGUUCCAGGCAGUGGUUGGUGAUGCACAAGAUGAGCAGCAGACUAUGGCAUUGUUUCAAAGAGGAUUGGCCGAGAUGCGAUAUCUUGGCUUCGUCAAGAACACCCGAAAGAGAGUUGACCACGUGGCGAAAGUCGCAUGGAGAGGGUUGUGA